AUGAAGCAUUAUGGAACAUCUCUUCCUCAAUUAAAUCUAAUACCUGCUUUACCUAAAAAUCCACGUAAUUAUCCAAUUAUAUUGAUUGGUACUGGUGCAAUUGCUACUUUAGGACAUUUACCAGCUUAUAAAAUAGCUGGAUUUUUCUUAUAUAAUACAAUCAAUGAAGUAUGUACAACAUCAACGAAUGAAAAUAUUAUUUUUGAUUUAGCUGUUCCAUCAAAUCAGAUACAAUCUAUUCUCAAACAACUUCCAAGAAAUUCUCAUGCACUUAUUCAAAAACUAAUGGGUGAAAAUCUUAUUGAUGCUCAAUCAAUUGUUAAUGUAUGUAAACAACGUCAUAUUUAUGGUUCAGUAAAUUUUCAACUUCGUUAUGCUCCUUAUAUUCUUGCUCUUAAAGAUGCUAUUCGUCUUGGUUGGUUAAGUCAACGAUUAACAACUAUUGAAAUACAUGUUAAUGUACAUAUGCCAUGA
Messenger RNA from Rotaria sordida, 474 nucleotides. The record is from the annotation of a GenBank genome assembly. Lineage: Eukaryota; Metazoa; Rotifera; Eurotatoria; Philodinida; Philodinidae.